Molecule: messenger RNA, 2150 nt
Organism: Rhagoletis zephyria (snowberry fruit fly)
Lineage: Eukaryota; Metazoa; Arthropoda; Insecta; Diptera; Tephritidae
Cellular component (GO): nucleus
Source: RefSeq, a predicted model, not a curated record
GGAAACAAACCAAGCAGUACAUCGCUGUCAGAAUUGUAUUUUCGUUUUGUUAUUUCGCAUUCUGCAGGUUCUUAUUUUGCUUUAUGGGAAAACACAAGAAUAGCGUUCAAAAUUCCAUAAUCGUGGAGUUUAUGGAAAAUAACCCCGACAUCGCUAAGGGCUACACAAAACGAGAUAAGGCACUCGUUAACGCUCUUUGGCAAGAACUGUCAAAUUCUUUAAAUAGCGCAGGCCCACCCCAAAAGGACGCUAAUGGGUGGAAGAAGGCAUGGACUGAAUGGAAAAGUGAGAUAAGAAAAAAAUUAUCACACAACAAAAAUGAAGCUCGAGCGACUGGUGGUGGGCCCUUCACUAAACAUCAACUGACGCAAUUGGAAGAAUCAAUCGUCCGUAUAUGUGGAAUUGAACGUUCAGUUUAUGGUGUUACAGGCGUUGCAAUUGGUCACGUCGAACCUUCAGAUGACCUUAUCGAAGAAGUACUCGAUGAAACGAACAGCGAUAUUCCGUCAACGUCAUCAAAGCGACAAAUGGAGCCUUCCAGUAUUGGAAGCACUCCAAAAAGGCCAAGAGUGGAGAGCACAGCAGAGAGUUUAAAAAAUUUUUUGAAAGAGGACAACGAAAUAAAAAUGGAAAUGAAUGAGAAAUUGGAUGAGCUAAUAAAAAUUGGCAAUGAAAACGCAAAAAGUUUUACACAUAUUCAUCGAGCAGUCGAAGACAUGGUAGAAUGUUGUACGCAAAUAUUAACCGUCAUGGAAGAAAAGAAUCAAAUAGAAAAACAGCGACUAGACCUCAGCAUCAAAAAAUUUGAUUUCCAAAGACAACUAAAUGGUUAUAACUAGGGUUGUGUGCUUAAUUUUUUAGUUAAAAAUUUAAUAACUUACCGAAUUACUUUUAAUUUUUCACUAAUCAAAACGGAAUAUAAUCCUUUAUCACAAACGAAUUUAUUCGAAUUCGAUUGGAGUGUAUUCAUAGUCAAAAUUAAGUUGAUGCUUAAAGUUAGUUGCAGCUUUUUGGCUUAAAUUUUAAUGGGUUAUCGGUCAAAAGAGCUACAUCUAACUUUAAAUAUCUACUUAAUUUUGAAUAUUACUGCGCCCCAUUGAUAAUAUUUUCAUUAUUCAAAUACUUUAAAUACCUUAUUUUGUUUUAAAUAGUUCCUUUUCCCAGCUUUUCAUAUUUUUUGCAUUUUAAACAUAUGUACAUAUAUAUGUAUGUACCUACAAGCAUAGGCAGUGGUUCGCAGCCAAAAUGAUAAACCCGACAAAAUGUUUAUUUUGUUAAUAUUCACUAAGUUUUUCUUAGCAGCUGAACUUGCACCUUAUUACUACACUUUAAUUUAAUGCAAGACUGCAUACCUGACAUAUUUCUAAAACAUGUGAUCAAAUUUGCGACUUUUCCAUUUUUUGUACAAAGUUUUGAAUGUUGGUUAUUAUGGUUUUUGACGUUGUACUAUGUACAUAAAAAAUUUAGUGAAUAUUAACAAAAUAAACAUUUUGUCGGGUUUAUCAUUUUGGCUGUGAGCUUCUGUACAUAUCGCACACCGUCUUCAAGAGAGACACAACUCAAAAUUACACGUUCGUCAGAAAAGGCGAAAAACUAUUUCUUAGCACAUGCUAAUCAUAUGGGCAAGGAGGACUUUACCUUAGGUUUUUCAACAAAUUAUAACAAAAAUUUGCUACAGCUUUUGCUGAAAGGUAAAUAAAAGCUCUGUGUACAUUUUUAGUGCAUUAUUUCGAAAAUGCCAAAUUUUGAGUUGUGUCACUUUUGAAGAUCGUGUGCGAUAUGUAUGUAUGUACAUAUAUAGUUUAUAAUUUGAAAAUUUAGCAACGGGGUGUAUUAUUCAAGUGAUGAUUGGCUUUAUCGCAAUCUUGGGUAAAUGAAUAAUUAAUUGACUGAAGAAUUCAUUUUUCCCGAAUAAAGACAGCUUAUUUAUUAGUGAUCUCAAUUUAAAUAAUAAGAGUAUUUAAACGUUGUAAACCGUACCUUGCGUUCUUAGUAUAAGAAAAAAUUUAAGAGUUUUUAUUGUUUAUGUACAUAUACUCGUACAUACAUACAAUGUACAGCUUUGGUCAAAGAUUUAGAACCAAAAUUCAAAAUAAUAUUGUUUGGAACUUACGUUUAUUUAUUUUUUUUUUAAUAAUAUUCAUUUAAAA